AUGUCUCUAAGUCUAACUCCUCGCCCUGCGCUUUUACUCAUCGUGCUGCUGCGUAUAAGCCUGGACACUUCUGCUUUCCCUCAACCCUUCAAGAAAAUAUCCCCUUCAUUUGGCCAGGAUUCUUUACAGGAGCUAUGGAAGGUUCUUUACCCUUCCAUCUCACUCCGUGACUGGAGCAUCCAGAUGUUGUCCAGCCCAGACUUCGGUGGAGCAGAGCCCAAAAGAACAGAGCAGCUGCCUGUGGAUGAGUGGAUCCCACUUAGCCAAUCAGAAAUGGAGGAGAAAUUGAUGAUGGGAUGGCCAGUAGACUGGCAGCAGCAGGGGGGCAACAAGGAAAAGAGAAACAUUGUGGUGGCAGACGAUGCAGCAUUCCGAGAGAAGAGUAAACUUCUCACAGCGAUGGAGAGACAGAAAUGGCUAAACUCAUACAUGCAGAAACUCCUGGUGGUUAACUCCAAAUAA
This is a messenger RNA of Neoarius graeffei (lesser salmon catfish), 462 nucleotides long. RefSeq names its product parathyroid hormone 2 (gene pth2). The transcript has 2 exons. Gene Ontology annotation, cellular component: extracellular region. Bases 1 to 462 code for a protein of 153 amino acids. The record is from RefSeq and is a predicted model, not a curated record. Gene Ontology annotation, biological process: neuropeptide signaling pathway. Lineage: Eukaryota; Metazoa; Chordata; Actinopteri; Siluriformes; Ariidae.